AUGACAGAAUUGGAGGAGAAAUCGCUUCUUCAAUAUAUAUUGGAUAUGGAUGAAAGAGGGUUUAGUCCUCGAAUAAAUGAUGUAGAAGAUAUGGCGAAUUAUAUACUCAAAACGCGGGGUGCGAAGAAGAUUGGAAAGCUCUGGGCUCAUCGUUUUGUGAAACGACAUACAGAAUUAAAGACACGUUUUAAUCGUGUUUAUAACUUUCAAAGAGCUCUCUGCGAAGAUUCAGAGCUUAUUGAAAGAUGGUUUCGAUUGGUAUCGAAUAUGCAGGCCAAAUAUGGUAUUCUGGACUGCGAUUUCUACAACUUCGAUGAGACAGGCUUUAUGAUGGGACAAAUAUCACCAUAUAUAGUAGUUACUAAAGUUGAUCGAUAUGGAAAAAGCAAAGCUAUACAAUCAGGCAAUCGAGAAUAG
Molecule: messenger RNA, 417 nt
Organism: Sclerotinia sclerotiorum 1980 UF-70
Lineage: Eukaryota; Fungi; Ascomycota; Leotiomycetes; Helotiales; Sclerotiniaceae
Exons: 1
Coding region: 1-417 (138 amino acids)
Cellular component (GO): nucleus
Molecular function (GO): DNA binding
Source: RefSeq, a predicted model, not a curated record